Messenger RNA from Acinonyx jubatus (cheetah), 4208 nucleotides. It is a transcript of the gene TFAP4, whose product is annotated as transcription factor AP-4. The coding region runs from base 2300 to 3343 and encodes 347 amino acids. Gene Ontology annotation, cellular component: nucleus. Gene Ontology annotation, molecular function: DNA-binding transcription factor activity, RNA polymerase II-specific; RNA polymerase II cis-regulatory region sequence-specific DNA binding; protein dimerization activity. Gene Ontology annotation, biological process: regulation of transcription by RNA polymerase II. The transcript is spliced from 7 exons. Lineage: Eukaryota; Metazoa; Chordata; Mammalia; Carnivora; Felidae. The record is from RefSeq and is a predicted model, not a curated record.
UUAGAGAGAGAGAGAGCAGGGGAGGGGCAGAGAGAGAGAGGGAGACAGAGAAUCCCAAGGAGGCUCUGUGCAGAACCUGCUGCAGGGCUCGAUCCCUUGAACUGAGAUCAUGACCUGGGCCAAAAUCCAGCGAUGCUCAAUAGUCUGAGCCACUCAGGUGCCCCUUGUCUGUGUCUUUAGAUUUCACCCUGAUCCUGUGAAGUGAGGCAAUGUUUCCCCAUUUCACAGGUGGGGAAACUGAGGCUUUGAAAGAUGAAGUGGCUAAGCAUGGGGUUCCACAGCUAGUAAGUGGCAGGGGUGGUUUGUACUUGAACACAGUUCAGGGAGCUCCGUCUGAGGAGGGGAGGUAAGGGAUGAGGUGUUUCUGAUGGGAACAGCCUAGACAGGGUUUGUUCUGGGACCAAGGGUAGGGGUGGCAGGCUGGUCAGAGUGUGGUGUAUGGAUUCAAGCAGCGGGGCUGGGUGAAGGCCCUGGGUUGCUUCAGUACCUGCUGCAGAGGACAAGUGACUUGGACAUCCUUGCUGAGGGUCACCUUCUUUCCUGCCUUCCUUUUGGGGUAUGGGAGAAAUCCCGUGUGGGCUUUCCCACCUCACAGUGUAGUCACUGAGUGGCAGGUGUGUGAGUGACUUUGGGCAGUGUAAAAUGAGAGUUCUCAGUGGCUAAUCUGAGGCUGGAGGCCAGGCAUGGGGGUAUAGGGGGAUGGGAGCUACAUGCUUUUGGGCUGCGCAGAAAGGACAGGUACAGGUCAGGAUCCUGUCUUGAAGAGUAGCUCCCCGGAUGCCCGGUGGCUCAUUCGUCGGUGUCCGAUUUUGGCUCAGGUCAUGAUCUCGCAGUUCACAAGUGCAAGCCCGGUGUCAGGCUCUGUGCUGACAGCUUGGAGCCUGCUGCGUAUUCUGUGGCUCCCUCUCUCUCUGCUCCUCCCUAGCUCACGUUCUGUCUCUCUCAAAUAAAUAAAAACAUUAAAAAAAAAAAAAAGUGUGCCCCCUUCCCCACAACUUCUGAUUGGUAUGCUGGUGUUAUUCCCAGGGGGCUGUUUGAGGGUACUCUGGUACCGUGGUGGCAAUCUUGGCACCCAGGGUUGGUACCCAAACUUUUCUUGGCCAUUGGCUGCCCAGCUCCAGGAGACUGGCUGUCAGAGGGCAGUCUGGGAGGGCAAGAAGCAAGAGAUCCUGGGUGUCAGUGGACAAGGCUAACUUCACUGCUCACCUCGGAGUCUGAAGGUGUUGUGGAGGGGACAGAGGACCUUACAAUUCCUGUAAAUCAUGUUUACGUGUGCAAAACUUAGAAAGAAAUGUGAGAAACUUUCAGGCAUUUGCAGAAAAGCCCACUUUAUCUAGUACAGUAUCUGCGGGAUUAGCUGUCCAUUAUUGGAAUCGCUAGUUGGUCAGCAGUCAGGACCCCUGGUUGGCCAGCACUCCCACCAAUCAGAACUCCGGGUUUGCCAUGAUUCCACCAAUCAGAAUCCCGGAUUAGUCAACAUUCCACCAAUCAGAAACCCUGGUUAGUCCACGUUCUAUUAAAGAAACUGUCAGCUGGUACUUCUGGGGCUAUUUAGGUGAGUUACCCGGGAGGGUCUUGGUGGCAACCCAAGUCCUCACAAAAAACUGCAGCUUUGGGGUGAAAUCUGUUUUCUGGGACUUAAGGGUGCGCUAGGUUAGCCAGCAGCUGGUUCCUGAACCAGGAUGCUGGGCUGAUGGACUGGGCAAAAGGGAAAGAAUGGAUAGAACGUUGGGAAGAACCAGGAUGAACAAGCCUCUGCUCCCUGCCUGGGUCCUUCAUUCUCCUUUGGUCUCCCCGGCUCCUGGGCAUCCUGGGGAGAAGGAAGGAGCUGAGGGUCUGCUCCCCAGGGCAGAGGUUUUCGUGGGCAGAUGAGCUGGCUGGUUGGGGAAGGUGGGGCUGAACUCUGGUUUCUGGGGGGAUUGGGAGGGCAGUUGAUGGGACCUGGCUGGGAGGCAGUGGGGGCUGGAAAGUGCAGCUGCACCCUGCUCUGCCUGAUCUUUCAUGGGCAGGUCACUUCUGUGCCUGUCCCACUGUUUGUCAGGAGGGUCAGGGGCACACUAUCUGCUGAGGCCAUACACAGGGCUCUGGUAAGCAGUGGGGCCAUUUGUGAGCCAUCAGUAGUAGAGGGUGCCAUCAGCAGGUGAGGGGAGCCGAGCUUUGGCUUGGCAUCCGCAGGUGCCUGUUAAGCCCUGGUCUGGCUGUCUGACCUUGGGCUCUUCCCUUCCUCAGACCUUGGAUUCCUCAUUGCAACACAGUUACCCAGCUGGGUGUCCAUGGGAGUCAGAUGGGAAUAAUGUAAAUGUUCUGCAUGAUGGUUGUGCAUACCCCAUGCUUUGUCCUUUCUACAGGGUCAACUGUCAUCUGUCUGUCUGGGUGUCUGGCUUUGUGGGACGGUGCAGAGCCCACUCUGUCCUGUGGCCUUGCCAACAUUCCACUGACCCCUGAGACGCAGCGGGACCAGGAGCGGCGGAUUCGGCGGGAGAUCGCCAACAGCAACGAGCGGAGGCGCAUGCAGAGCAUCAACGCGGGCUUCCAGUCCCUCAAGACCCUCAUCCCCCACACAGAUGGAGAGAAGCUCAGCAAGGCAGCCAUUCUCCAGCAGACGGCGGAGUACAUCUUCUCCCUGGAGCAGGAGAAGACCAGGCUCCUGCAGCAGAACACACAGCUCAAGCGCUUUAUCCAGGAGCUGAGCGGCUCAUCCCCCAAGCGGCGGCGGGCAGAGGACAAGGAUGAGGGCAUUGGCUCGCCAGACAUCUGGGAAGACGAGAAGGCAGAGGAUCUGCGUCGGGAGAUGAUCGAGCUCCGGCAGCAGCUGGACAAGGAGCGCUCGGUGCGCAUGAUGCUUGAGGAGCAGGUGCGCUCGCUGGAGGCCCACAUGUACCCAGAAAAGCUCAAGGUGAUUGCACAGCAGGUGCAGCUGCAGCAGCAGCAGGAGCAGGUGCGGCUGCUGCACCAGGAGAAACUGGAGCGGGAACAGCAGCACCUGCGGACCCAGCUGCUGCCCCCCCCGGCCCCUACCCACCACCCUACAGUGAUCGUGCCGGCGCCACCCCCUCCCUCCCACCACAUCAACGUCGUCACCAUGGGCCCCUCCUCGGUCAUCAACUCUGUUUCCACGUCCCGGCAAAAUCUGGACACCAUCGUGCAGGCGAUCCAGCACAUCGAGGGCACCCAGGAAAGGCAGGAGCAGGAGGAGGAACAACGACGAGCUGUCAUCGUGAAGCCAGGCCGCAGCUGCCCGGAGGCCCACGCCUCCGACACUGCCUCCGAUUCGGAGGCCUCGGACAGCGACGCCAUGGACCAGAGCCGGGAGGAGCCAGCAGGGAAUGGGGGGCUUCCCUGACCACCCCCCAGCCCUCCUCUCCCCUCUUGGAGCUGGAGGGGGCCGGGGGGCAGCUACAGGGAGCAAACGCAGGCGAACGAGUGAGGAAUUUUUACAAAAUUACAACGUCAUUUGGGUCUCUUUUAUGACCUCUUUUUCAAUACUGUAAAUCGACCUUUGAGUGAAGCCACCCGACCUGAGGUCCCCGGGGGCUGGGGUGGCAGGGGCCUGUUGAGCACCGGGACACCUGGGGCUGGGCCUCGCCCCGGAGGCUGGGGGAAGCUGACACAGGUGCCUGGCCUCUCUCCGCCAAAAAGCAUUUUUUCAUUUAAACAUGUUUUUAAGAACAGGGAAAAAUCAAACAAAACCCCAAGGUAUGCUGCCCUCCCCAGAGCCAGCCCUAGACCGGCAGUUUCUGACUCCUUCCCUCCUCUUUUUGUUUUUUUCCUUUCUCCUUUAAGCACUUACAUGGGUUGGGGGUCUGGCUGGGUCGGAGCUCUCUGGGGACCCCGGGGGUCUACGUUGCUUCUCGGUUGGGGUUUGCUGCUGCCCUUCUCCCCUCCCCUCCCGGCCUCGGCUCAGCUCGAGGAUUUCCCCACCACCACCCAGCCCCACCCCUCCCUCCAGGUUUCCCAUCUUCCACCCCAAAAAUGUCUUUGUCUCUCUCUUUUUGUUGUUUGUUGUUGGUUCCUUUUGGUUUUGGUUUUUUAUCUUUUUGUUUUGUUUUUGUUUUGUUUUUUUUAUUUUUGUUUUUUUUUUUAAACAAUUUUGAGGUCUUUGUGUUCAAGGAGAAGCUAUUAUAUUUUGUUAAGAAAGUGGGGGGAAAAACCAAGAGGCCACCGUGCCUUUAUAAAGAAACAAAAUAAAGUUUGUACUUUGUUUUUUA